This is a messenger RNA of Schistosoma turkestanicum, 426 nucleotides long. The record is from the annotation of a GenBank genome assembly. Lineage: Eukaryota; Metazoa; Platyhelminthes; Trematoda; Strigeidida; Schistosomatidae.
AUGGAUGCAACAGAGGACGAAAUCAAACGACUUGUUAACCAAGCUCGACUUAAAUUUCAUCCAGAUAAAAAUCCGAACCUUUCAAAUAAGGAAUUUUUAGUUGUAGAAAGAGCAUGGAGUGUUUUACGACAUCCAGAGAAACGUAAAGCUUAUGACGCCUUGUUGAGACAACAAAAAAUUAUAUCUCGUUCCGCUGAGUUGCCUGUACAGUGUGAUAUAUCGUUUGAUCAAUUUCAUAAUGAAUGCAUAUCUACCCAUAACGUAGAUGUAAAAUCUCCUAAUCAAGGAUUGUAUUGUUAUUGGUUUCCUUGUCGUUGUGGUGGAAGCCAUAUCUUAGACGAUCUUGCCGUACUAUGCCAAGUCCCGUAUGCAAAAUGUACUGACUGUUCUCUACUCGUGCAUGUUUUAUAUCCCGAAUCUCACUGA